AUGGUCAAAGAAGAACCUUCUGUUCCCGUUUCAUUAAUCCAAGAGAGAAUAAGUGGCCAAUUUGGGUAUUCAGUUUCAUACAAAAAAGCAUGGAAAGCAAAGCAAAAAGCAAUUGUGACAAUAUUUGGUGAUUGGGAUGAAUCUUAUGCAACAUUACCAAGAUGGUUAGAAUACAUGCAAUUACAUGCUCCAGGGUCAGUUUACAAAAUUGAGACCAAUGAUUAUGUGAGAGGUAAUGUAAUGGAUAAUAGAGUCAGAGUCUUUCAUCGAGUAUUUUGGUCGUUUAGGCAAUGUCGUGAAGCCUUCAAGUUUUGCAAGCCUAUAAUACAGGUAGACGGUACCUUUUUGUAUGGUAAGUAUAAGCAAACAUUGCUUAUUGCUACAACUCAAGAUGGCAAUAACAGUGUGCUUCCUAUAGCAUUUGCCAUUGUUGAAGGAGAAACAUUAUCAGCAUGGGAAUGGUUCUUAGCCAUGAUCCGUCUAAAUGUUACUGAUAAAACUGGAAUUUGUUUAAUAUCUGAUCGCCAUCAAAGUAUUAAAAGUGUUGUGUCUAAUCCACAUAUUGGGUGGCAACCUCCUAAUGCUUACCAUGUUUAUUGCAUUCGUCACAUUGCAAGCAAUUUCAAUAGAAGAUUCAAAAAUUCCGCAAUGAAGACGUAUACACCUUGCAAGCAAAGAUUUGAAGCUGGUCUUAAUAAAUUUCGUUCGCAUUCUCCUGAAGUUCAAACAUGGAUUGACAACAUAUCAAAGAAAAAGUGGAGCUUGGCUUAUGAUCAUGAAGGGCGGCGUUAUGAUCACAUGACGACUAAUUUGUCUGAGUCAGUGAAUAAAGUUUUAAAAGGGGCAAGAAAUCUUCCAAUUACUGCCCUUGUGAAAGCAACCUAUAGUAGAUUGGUCGAAUAUUUUGUCAAAUGGGGUGAAAGCGCAAUCAAUGACAUGAACAAUGGUAAAAGGUAUUGUCGUAAAUUAAUUGAAGCUAUAGAAAAAAAUCAACAAGAAGCAUCUUCACAUCAGGUUCGUCGUUACGACAUACAAAGUACAAGGUUCGAGAUUGAAGAGGCUUUUAAUCCAAUGACACAAAGGGGGGGUCAUAAGUGGAGUGUGAUAUUAUCUACACGUGAAUGUGAAUGUGGCAAAUUUCAGGCAUAUCGAUACCCUUGUUCACAUGUCAUAGCCGCUUGUGUUACUGUAAGUAUAGACUUUUGGCAGUAUGUUGAUCCUGUAUAUACUCUGCAGUAUGUUGUGAACGCAUACUCAUCUCAGUGGUGGCCGCUUGGAAAUGAAGCAAACAUUUUACAAAAUGAUGAAUGGAAGUUGUUGCCUGAUCAAGAUAGAGCACGAGGUAAAGGAAGACCAAAGGCUUGUAGAAUUAGAAAUGAAAUGGAUUGGGUUGAGUCACAACCGCGACAACGAUGUCGGUUAUGUCGACAACUAGGUCAUAAUCAACGUCAUUGUACUCAACAAAGCAAUGCUAACAUUAAUCAUGACUAG
Abrus precatorius (Indian licorice) is the source of this 1491-nucleotide messenger RNA. RefSeq lists its product as uncharacterized. Gene Ontology annotation, molecular function: zinc ion binding. Bases 1 to 1491 code for a protein of 496 amino acids. NCBI's taxonomy places the organism in Eukaryota, Viridiplantae, Streptophyta, Magnoliopsida, Fabales, Fabaceae. The record is from RefSeq and is a predicted model, not a curated record. The transcript is spliced from 2 exons.